GUCACCGCCAAGAUGGCGCCGGUGACGGCGGCGGCGGCCGCGGCGGCUGGAGCCGGAGCAGGAGGCGGAGGCUGCCGCGGGCGCGCGGGGCGGGGGAGUCCCGUCUGACGGAGCCGGCAGGCUGGGGCGGAGCGCCGGGCUGGGGAUGAGCUAAGCGGGCUCGGCGGCCUCCAGCCCCUCGUGUCCCGCCGCUGCCGCGCCUUGCGGGGAACCGGGCGCCGCUGUCCAGGUCGGUCCCCGGCUGGCCGCCCGCGGGAGGCGGCGGGGAGCUCUCUCAGACCGAGGCUUGCAGAACUCACAAGUUGAAAUCUGGCAUCACUUCCAGAGAGACCUCCAGGAAUGUAUGCCCCCUUCUGGGAUGGAAGAUGAUCGAGGAUAAGGGGCCGCGUGUUGCUGACUACUUUGUCGUAGCGGGAUUAACGGACGUCUCCAAACCCCUGGAAGAAGAGAUCCACUUCCACGACGCCUGCCACCAAGUAGCCAAGCCCAAGGAGCCCAUCACGGAUGUGUCUGUCAUCAUCAAGUCCCUCGGCGAGGAGGUGCCGCGGGGCUACGCCUGCAUCGACACCACCCCCUCGGGGCUGUCGGCCGACCUCAAUAAUGGUAGCCUGGUGGGGCCUCAGGUCUACCUGUGCUACCGGCGGGGCCGGGACAAGCCCCCCCUCACAGACCUGGGGGUCUUGUAUGACUGGAAAGAGCGAUUGAAACCAGGCUGUGAAGUCAUCCAGACCACGCCCUACGGACACCCCGCGAAUAUCAGCGGCGGCACCUCCUCGCAAAGGGUUUACAUCACCUACCGGAGAGCAUCUGAAAACACGACUCAGAACACGCUGGCCGUCACGGACAUCUGUCUCAUCAUCCCCAGCAAAGGGGAGAGCCCGCCUCACACCUUCUGCAGAGUGGACAAGAACCUCAAUAACAGCAUGUGGGGAUCCGCAGUGUAUCUAUGUUACAAAAAAUCUGUGGCAAAGACUAACACUAUAUCUUACAAAGCUGGUCUGAUUUGCAGAUAUCCUCAAGAAGACUCUGAGUCAUUCUCCCUCCCGGAAUCCGUCCCUCUCUUCUGUUUACCGAUGGGUGCCGCCAUCGAAUGCUGGCCACCAAACAGCAGAUACCCUCUCCCUGUCUUCUCUACGUUUGUGUUAACUGGAGCCUCAGCUGAAAAGGUCUAUGGUGCUGCCAUUCAGUUUUAUGAACCCUACCCCGAGGAGAAUCUCACAGAGAAGCAGAGGCUCCUUUUGGGUCUGCCCUCCCUGGCAGACGGGAAGUCCGACAGUCCCAAGACAACCCACACUAACAAGUGCAUCUGCCUCCUUUCUCACUGGCCUUUUUUUGACGCCUUCAGGAAGUUUCUGACUUUUCUGUAUCGUUAUUCCAUCUCUGGGCCUCACGUCCUUCCAAUCGAGAAGCACAUUUCUCAUUUUAUGCACAAAGUUCCUUUUCCAUCUCCUCAGAGACCACGGAUCUUAGUUCAGUUAUCACCCCACGAUAACCUGAUUCUCAGCCAGCCCGUCUCUUCACCUCUCCCACUAAGCGGUGGCAAGUUUUCAACACUACUUCAGAAUCUGGGUCCUGAGAAUGCUGUGACGCUGCUGGUGUUUGCGGUCACUGAGCACAAGAUCCUCGUCCACUCCCUGCGGCCCUCCGUGCUGACCAGUGUGACGGAAGCCUUGGUGUCUAUGAUCUUCCCCUUCCACUGGCCGUGCCCCUACGUCCCCCUCUGCCCACUGGCGUUGGCAGAUGUCCUGAGUGCUCCGUGCCCGUUCAUCGUGGGGAUUGACUCCAGGUACUUCGAUCUCUAUGACCCUCCGCCAGACGUCAGCUGUGUUGACCUAGAUACCAACACCAUUUCUCAGACUGGUGACAAGAAAAAUGUAGCCUGGAAGAUACUUCCAAAGAAGCCAUGUAAAAAUCUAAUGAACACACUUAAUAAUUUGCACCAGCAAUUGGCAAAAUUGCAGCACAGGCCCAGAGAAGACGGGCUGAUGGACCCAGCUAUGAAUGACUAUGAUUUCAACUCCGGGAAGAAGUUGCACAUGAUAGACUUGGAAAUCCAAGAGGCGUUCCUGGUUUUCAUGGCCUCUAUUCUGAAAGGGUACAGAUCCUACCUGCGGCCAAUCAUGCAGGCACCAUCCGAGACGGCCACGGAUGCCAGCUCUCUCUUUGCCCUUCAAGCUUUCCUGAGAAGCCGAGACCGAACCCAUCAGAAGUUCUAUAGCCUGAUGACCAAGACACAGAUGUUCAUCCGCUUCAUUGAGGAGUGCUCCUUUGUCAGCGACAAAGAUGCCAGCCUGGCGUUUUUUGAUGACUGUGUAGAUAAAGUGGAUAUGGACAAGACGGGGGAAGUGCGGCUUAUUGAACUGGAUGAAUCGUUCAAGAGUGAACACACUGUGUUUGUCACACCACCUGAGAUCCCCCAUCUGCCCAACGGUGAAGAGCCCCCCCUACAGUACAGCUAUAAUGGAUUUCCAGUUCUUAGGCACGAUUUAUUUGAGAAGCCAGAAGGAUCCCCACGAGCCCGAAAGAGUAAUAAGUUGCCAUCCAAGUCAAACAGUCCUAGUAGUCCCUCCCCCAUGUUCAGAAGAACAAAGCAGGAAAUCAAAUCGGCCCACAAGAUCGCCAAGAGGUACUGUUCCAUCCCCCAGAUGUGGUCGAGGUGCCUGCUACGUCACUGUUAUGGGCUGUGGUUCAUCUGCCUCCCGGCCUAUGUGAAAGUCUGUCACUCCAAAGUCAGGGCUCUGAAAACGGCCUACGACGUGCUCAGGAAGAUGCAGUCCAAGAAGAUGGAUCCGCCUGACGAGGUGUGCUACCGCGUCCUCAUGCAGCUCUGUGGCCAGUACGACCAGCCGGUGCUCGCUGUCCGGGUCCUUUUCGAGAUGCACAAAGCCGGCAUCGACCCCAACGCCAUCACUUACGGCUACUACAACAAGGCUGUUUUGGAAAGUACCUGGCCUUCAAGAAGUCGUAGUGGCUACUUUCUUUGGACUAAAGUAAGAAACGUCCUGUUGGCAGUAGCACAGUUCAGAAGGGCUCUCAAGAAGCAGGCCCACUUGUCGCAAACAACCCCCUCAGGGGCUCAGUCUGAUCGUGGAUCUAACUCCUUAUCCAAAGGUGAAGUCAGAAGAGGGGACCCGGCUGCUGAAGACGCUCAAGGAAAGGACAAGAAAGGGAGCGACUCUAGUUCCUUGUCAGGGGGCGAGAGCACAAGAGGGAGUGCCGAGUGUCUGCCCAGGCUCAGCCACCUCGCUUCCUCCAGCAUCGUCCGCCUCUGCGGGACCAGAACCAACCGCGCUGAGAACCUCUCCGGAGAGAGCACAGAAAGCACAUCGGAGCUGCUCUUGACCUCAUCUUUUGAGGAUUCCGGUGAGACAGGAAGCACUCAGAGCAAAUGCUUCAGGAAAAGACACAAAAGCGACAGUGAGCCCAACCUUCCGCCGACGCACCUGUCCUGGGGGGUCAGAAGCCGCCAUCUCAGCGGAGGCGUGCUGAUGGGACUCGUGCUGAACCGGAGGAAGCAGGACACCGGCCCUGGGGACAUGGUGGGCAGGCUUGGAGCCGACGCAAAGAUCCUGUCACACGUUCUUUCCAAAAAGAGCAGGCCAAACAGUCUUGACAUUCCCAAGCCGCCCUUAAGGCCCAAAAGAGAGAGUGUGGAAAAGGAGUCGAGCGACGACGAGACGCCCUUCGAGGGCCCCGACCGUCUGGCAGACAAGGCGGACUCUCCCGUCAUCUUCGACUUAGAAGACGUGGACGGCGAGACCGGGGGGCCCAAAGGGCCAGACGCGGCUCCCCAGACUCCCAGGCGGGUCCGGCGAACCAACAGCAGCUUUUCAGUCAAGUCGUCCAAGAAAACGGACGUGGCCGCGGGCUUCGAUCCCCUCUCUCUCCUGGUGGCUGAGACGGAGCGGCGGCGGCGGCGGCAGGAGGAGGAGGAGGAGGAGGACGACGACGACGACAGCAAGAGCGUGUCCACGCCAGCGGCCAGGCGGGACCUGGCAGAGGAAAUCGAGACGUACAUGAACAGCGUGAGCAGCCCUGUGACCAGCCGCACGCCGAGCGUCGACAAGCUGCCCGGCAGGAGGAGCCCGCCGCCGGCCAAGGCCAGCCGCAGGUCCAGCCUGCCCCCCGCCUCUCCCAGGCCGGCCAGACUCGCCAAGUCGAGAAGCUACAGCAGGAGCGAGGACAGGCCGAGGGACAGGCUGUGGUCCUCUCCGGCCUUCUCCCCCUCGUGCCCCUUCAGGGAAGAAGCCCAGGCCGCUUCGAUCCACUCCUCGCCCUCGUUUCAUCUAGACACGCUGCUAGUCCCGAAGCUCGACGUUCUGAGGAACAGCGUGUUCACGGCCGGGAAGGGAGUUGCGGAGAAAGCCAGCAAGUGGUACUCGAGGCUCGCCAUGUACACCACGUCCUCCAAGGAUCAAAGUUCUGAUCGUACCAGUCUUUCUUCAGUGGGAGCCCCGGAUUCUGAAUCUGCCUCUUUAACAGAUGACGACAGCUGCCCCGAGUUGGAAGGGGCCGCUUCCUCCCAGGAGAGCAGCACGGCUUCAGGAGCCAAGGGGGCCAACUUCAGCAGAACGAGCUUGGAAAGUUCUGCCUCCUUAGAAGGGCCCCUGUCAAAGUUCGCAUUGCCUGGGAAGUCAGAAGUGGCAUCUUCCUGCAGCACGAGUAACGCCGACAUCUUCCAGAAGUAUGCCAUGGAGGCCCUCAUCUCCAGCUGCUCGCGGUGCAGAACGUGCGACUGCCUGGUGCACGACGAGGAGAUCAUGGCCGGCUGGACGGCGGAUGACUCCAACCUCAACACCACCUGCCCCUUCUGUGGUAACCUCUUCCUGCCCUUCCUGAACGUUGAGAUACGGGACCUCCGGCGACCUGGAAGAUAUUUCCUGAAGUCAAGCUCCUCAGCAGAAAGCAUGCGUCUCCCUCCCUCCUCUUCCAGCCGGACGAGGCAGCCCCAAAGCCUCUCCACAUCAGCCUCCGGGCUCGACACCUCUGUGGUGUCCAUGCAGGGGGAUUUGGAUCUGAGCAGCAAAUCCAACCAGCUGGCCAGUUCGUGUGCGCGAAGUAUCCAGAUCCCAACUGACAGGUCCAAAGCAGCUGUGUCGAAAUGCCCCCUGUUUUCUGCGGCCAGGAGCGCCAGUACCGGUGGCCCUCUGGACAAGGAAGACUCUGGGAGACAGAAGCUCCUUCCAACAGGCAGCCUGCCAGCUACGUUGCAGGGAGCUACCGAAUCUCUGGAGCUAGAGUGGCACCUGCCAAGUCCAGACCCCAUCACCGUCCCCUAUCUCAGCCCUCUGGUGGUGUGGAAGGAACUUGAGAGCCUGCUGGAGAAUGAAGGUGACCACGCGAUAACGGAGGCCGACUUUGUGGACCACCACCCUAUUGUCUUCUGGAACCUGGUGUGGUACUUCCGGCGCCUUGGCCUGCCCAGCAACCUGCCGGGGCUGAUCCUGUCUUCCGAGCACUGCAACAAGUACUCCCAGAUCCCCCGCCACCGCAUGUCUGAAGACAGUAAGCACGUUCUGAUCCAGAUGCUGUGGGACAACAUGAAGCUGCACCAGGACCCGGGGCAGCCCCUGUACAUCCUCUGGAACGCCCACAGUCAAAACCGUACUCUUCUGUUUGAGACCCAAAAAUAUCCAGUGGUCCACUUAUUGCCAAAAGGUGAUAAUUCAUUUACCCAGGAGCUACUGAAAAGUAUGGUCCAAAGCAUUAAAAUGAAUGACGUCUACGGGCCAAUGAGUCAGAUGCUGGAGACUCUGAAUAAGUGUCCCCACUUUAAAAGGCAGAGGAGUCUAUAUAGAGAGAUCCUGUUUCUGUCGCUGGUGGCCCUGGGAAGAGAGAACAUCGACAUAGAUGCGUUUGAUAAAGAGUACAAGAUGGCGUAUGGCCGUCUCACGCCAAGUCAAGUCAAGAGUACACGCGACUGUGACAGACCCCCCAGCACCGGGGUGAUGGAGUGUCGGAAGACCUUCGGAGAACCUUAUCUUUAACAUGUGCAUGUGCGCACACGUGUGUGUGUGUGUGUGUGUCUGCGUGUGCAAGUGCGUGUGAGUGUGCGUGUGCAAGUGUGUGUGCGUGUGCGAGUGUGUGCGUGUGCGAGUGUGUGUGUGAGUGUGCAAGUGUGUGUGUGAUUGUCUGUGUGUGCAUGUGUGCCUGUGAGCUCUCCCCAAAUGUAUAGUCAGUGUAUAAAAUGCCACUUUUAGACUCUCAACCUUUAACCCUCAGUCUCCAGUGACACGUCUGUAAAUGUUUCCAGAAGUCCAGCCGAGCUGACAUGCCAAACGCUCAGAGCGACAGGCAGGAUGAACCACUUUGCUUCACAUUUCCCACGCCACCCUCGCCUCCCGCCUAUAACAAGUCAUUAAGUGUUUCCCUGACGAGAAAAUCCCUAGACGAAAGUACUUCCUGUAAAAUAAGAUGAACAUUUGAUGGUUUAUCUUGCAAGGGGGGAGAUUGAAAAAAUGAUGUAUGAAGCCUAAACAAAUGUAAGAUAAAAAGAGGUUUUGGUUUUCAUAGAUUAUUCAAAUGUUUUGACCAUGGAGUUGUAUUAUACAUAUUUUAAACUGUUUAUAGUAAGUUGAUAUUUUUUUAAUUUUUAAAACUACAUAGAGCAAACUGAAAAUGAACUGAAACUUAACAAAGUAA
This is a messenger RNA of Erinaceus europaeus (western European hedgehog), 6642 nucleotides long. It is a transcript of the gene DENND4A, whose product is annotated as DENN domain containing 4A. The transcript has 33 exons. Gene Ontology annotation, biological process: regulation of Rab protein signal transduction. The record is from RefSeq and is a predicted model, not a curated record. Gene Ontology annotation, cellular component: cytoplasmic vesicle. NCBI's taxonomy places the organism in Eukaryota, Metazoa, Chordata, Mammalia, Eulipotyphla, Erinaceidae. Bases 366 to 5987 code for a protein of 1873 amino acids. Gene Ontology annotation, molecular function: protein binding.